AUGAUCCCAGAACAUGUUGCCCAGCUGGCCUCCGCGCAAAAAAGAAUGUAUGCGUGUUGCCAUCUUCAAGCCACAAUUUCUUAUAGCCGAUCUCGAACCGUUUCAUCUCGCACCAUGUCCGUUGCUUUCAAGACCACCCUCACUCUCUGGCUUCUUGCGCUGCAUUGCGUUCUGGAUGCAGCACAUAGUGAUGACAUUUGGGCGACCCAGCUGCUUCAACGAAAGCUGGUUCUGACAGGCACGGAGACAGAACUUGGGCUUCCGGAAGAGCGCCGAAAUGCUGCGGAGCCUCUCUGGUGGUUCCAUUGUCCAAAAUGUGGAACUUCCUUCGUCAACAGCUUGAUCAACUUGCCUGGUGUUUGUCCAGGAUUGGCUUUGCACAGAGUCGACAGCACGACUCUGGGCCCCUGUUUCGCGCCGAUCUUCUUAACCGAUGUGUGUCCAGCAUGGUGCUCAGGCAUGGAGUGCGUAUUUCCUCCACACCAGGCCCUCGGCAACUACACCGACUACGCGGCCAAAAAAGGUCGAUUGGUGGGGCUCUUCCGUGACCCCGAUCAACGGCUUCUCUCAGUGUACCAUUCUUGGGGCAAUGGGCCUGGUUGCGUUGACUGGUCCGCCGCUGCGAAUAACAUAACGCUGCCGCCCUUUCUGGAGUAUGCAGAGCUAGAGAAGGGGGGCAUGACUUACCAGCUGACACAAGUGGACCCGCUAGGAUUUCCGCUCGAGGCCCGCCGCAGGCCCAUGACCACCGAGGAUGCAAAGGAAGCUUCCCGACGAGUGCGGGAGGGUUUCGCCUUUGUGGGCCUUACGGAGGAGUGGGACAUGUCCGUCUGCCUUUUCCACAAGAUGUUUGGGGGACAUUGUCAUGCGGCAGAGUUUGAAGACAUUCGGCCAACGAGUCCAGGCAAGAAUGCCUCCGUGGACUAUGACACAUCUGAGCUCAUGGGCUUUCAUGAUGAUAUUGAUGAAGUCGUGUAUUCUGCAGCUUUGGACGUAUUCAAGGCCAACAUCGCCUUGUACAACGUGUCGCAAGAUUCCUGCCAGUCCUGCUUUUCAGUCCGUGGUUCCUAG
Molecule: messenger RNA, 1071 nt
Organism: Symbiodinium natans
Lineage: Eukaryota; Dinophyceae; Suessiales; Symbiodiniaceae
Source: the annotation of a GenBank genome assembly